Micropterus dolomieu (smallmouth bass) is the source of this 2678-nucleotide messenger RNA. Its product is annotated as phosphatidylinositol 4,5-bisphosphate 3-kinase catalytic subunit gamma isoform-like. Gene Ontology annotation, molecular function: 1-phosphatidylinositol-3-kinase activity; 1-phosphatidylinositol-4-phosphate 3-kinase activity. Lineage: Eukaryota; Metazoa; Chordata; Actinopteri; Centrarchiformes; Centrarchidae. The annotation marks the transcript as partial. The transcript is spliced from 8 exons. The record is from RefSeq and is a predicted model, not a curated record. Gene Ontology annotation, cellular component: cytoplasm; plasma membrane; phosphatidylinositol 3-kinase complex, class IB. Gene Ontology annotation, biological process: phosphatidylinositol 3-kinase/protein kinase B signal transduction; cell migration; phosphatidylinositol-3-phosphate biosynthetic process.
CAAAAGUGGUCUGUAGCUCCCCUCAAGCUUCAAGAGCUUCUUAGAGACUGUUAUCUGCCAAAUGAAUUCUUGCUGCCCUUUGACCCUCGCAUCAAAGUUGGACGGAUCCUGCUGGACAAAUGCAAGGUGAUGGCCUCUAAGAAGAAGCCACUGUGGCUGGAGUUCUGCCCCAUGCCGUCGCCCACUUCUGCUACACCUGUUGGAAUAAUCUUCAAAGAGGGGGACGACCUCAGGCAGGACAUGCUGAUCAUCCAGACCCUGGUGGUGAUGGAGUCUAUCUGGCAGGAGAAAUCUCUGGAUCUGAAUCUUAUUCCAUAUGGCUGCAUCUCAACAGGAUACAACAUAGGUAUGAUUGAGAUUGUGAGGAAUGCAGUGACCAUCGCUGCAGUCCAGAAGAGCCAUGGAGGAACAACUAGUGCUUUCAGAAAUGAUGCUCUGUUUGAGUGGCUGAAGUCAAAAUGUCCACUGCAGGAAAUUCAUUACAAGACUACGGAGAGAUUUGUGAAGUCCUGUGCUGGUUACUGUGUGGCCACCUAUGUAUUGGGAAUAGGUGAUCGACACAAUGACAACAUUAUGAUCACAGACCAAGGGAACCUGUUUCACAUCGACUUUGGUCACAUUCUGGGGAACAGAAAGCAUUUCCUCGGCGUGAGCAGGGAGCGUGUGCCAUUCGUCCUCACACCUGACUUCCUGUUUGUCAUGGGCAGGAUCCAAAGGGGCAACAGCCUCUACUUUGAGCGAUUCAGGGACACAUGCGCCGAAGCAUACCUCUCCCUGCGUUCGCACUCUCGUCUCCUGAUCACUCUUUUCUCCCUCAUGCUGCUGACGGGUAUCCCGGAGCUGAGUGCUGCAGAGGACAUGCGCUACCUGCGGGAGGCGCUUCAGGAGGAGCAGAGUGAGGCAGAGGCCAAGGAGCAUUUCCUCCAGCAAAUCUAUGAGUGUGAGAAAAAGGGCUGGACCGUGCAGGCCAACUGGUGGAUCCACAUGGUGGCAGGCAUCAAGUAGACUGGUUAUUUUAAACGUUAAGGCAUGCUCCUUCAGGUGGUGAAAUGUUCAUGUCUAUAUGUCAAAUGGAUUUUUUUAGUUUUCAUUGUUUACUUUUAUGUAUUAUUAUUAUUAUUAUUAUUAUGUCCCAGGUCCCCUUCCUCAUUUAAAGAAGUCAUAUUCUGCUUUUUUGCUUUCCCUUUCCCUUAUUGUGUUAUAUAUCUUUUUUGUGUAUGUAAUAGGUUUGCAAAGUGAAAAAGCCCAAAGUCAUCUCCCACAGAAAACCCCGCUCCUGAACUGCCUGAAAACCGCUCGAUCGCAGUUCAGCUUUUCAUUUUGUAACCUAACUUUGUCACUUUGUAACAUAAUGCUCCUCAAAAACACUGGUGAAGAAACACAGUUACAAGACGUCCACCCGCUGCCUCCCCUCACCCCCACCCUUCAUACCAAACGUUAGAUACUAGUGCGCAGUUAAAACGUUACUAUGAAAGAUACAUUUGUUACAGAUUAAUAACUUACCUCUCUGAAACGUCUUGCUCCAGUCUAGCUUGCAAAGCUGUUUCGGAUCAUGCACAGCUGAACCAAAGCCAUAGUUACCGGCUGAAACAGCUUUGUUUUGAAUCACGCUACCUUGCUUGUCAGGACCCGCUCUACUCUGCUUCUGAUUGACUAGUAAUUCUUAACUAUAUACUGUGCAUGUGCUUCACUCCGUAUUCAACACACAGGGUGAAAAGGAGGUGCUUUUAGCAAUGACCAACUAAUUAAUUAAUUUCUAAAUGAAUAUAAAGGCGGUGGUUUCAGUGCAUUUUUACUACAGGUGAUCAGUGUCGAGCUGGUAGCAGGUAGAGUUUGAAAACGAACAAAUUUACAAAAUCUUCAGAUAUUUUUCUAUAUCUUGUCAUGUAUGAAAAUUAUAAUCGGUCUACUUGAUUACUAUAAGCAAAGUAUUUUAACAGCAUUUAUAUAGGAAUGAUUCUGUCCCAAGCUUUUUGAUCCAUCCCUGUAACCGUUAUUACUAUAAUUGAUUUCACUGGUAGAUACAUGAGAUACUUUAGGCUAUAAUGAGGCUGCAGUGAUUGCCAUGGCAACAUCAUGAAACUACUUUGCAUCAGGGGGAGGUAGGGAACUUGAUCACUGCAUGCUUUUUUCCUAUGUUAGAAGGUAUAAUCUAAUUUUUUGACCUAAAACUUACAUUCGUAAUGUAUGAAGUGGUUUACAAGGUCGAAGGGACACCCCACCAUUUUUAUACAUCAAGCCAUUUUAAUCAUGAUGAAGAAAUUAACCCUAAAGAUGUGUGAUGAUGUCAGGGUUAUCUCGCCUUAGAUGACAAAUUAGAACAAAAAGUCUGUUACAAAUUGGAAGUGUGGUGUUGGAAAGAUGUGGGCAUUUACCAGGCAGGGAUGGUCAAAUGAAAAGAUUGUUGCAUUGUGGCAAAUAUAGGAUCCAGUGGUUUUGGAGCUUGUCCCAUACUAGGCACUAAAAGUCAUCAUAUCUCAACCUCUUCUGCUUUUAUUUUGACCAUUCAGUAUCUCACUAGUACUCCAACUAUGGAAGUACAAUACUAAAUCACUGGAAGAUACUUUUAUUUGUGUGUUUGCAGAGCAUGCAAGUCUCCUAGUAAAAGGUGAAAGAAUCUCACCUCACUUAUGUUCAUAUACUCAGGUUUGAAAUAAAAAACAAAAUGAAUAAAAACA